Molecule: messenger RNA, 1386 nt
Organism: Lichtheimia ornata
Lineage: Eukaryota; Fungi; Mucoromycota; Mucoromycetes; Mucorales; Lichtheimiaceae
Exons: 5
Coding region: 1-1386 (461 amino acids)
Biological process (GO): amino acid transmembrane transport
Molecular function (GO): amino acid transmembrane transporter activity
Source: RefSeq, a predicted model, not a curated record
AUGGCGAUGCACAACGAUUCAGCAAAAAUACUACAUGCACCAUCGCCACAUGUAUCCAUCCAUAGCGAAAAACCAACAGGAAGUGGUCUUGAAUCUGGUGGCGAGACUGGUGUAGCUGUUUCGGUUCAACAAGUGGAACAUGUACCAGAGGGUACUGCAUCACCCGGUAAAGCUCUCUUCAUGCUUCUUAAAGCUUUUGUGGGAACAGGUGUCAUUUUCUUGCCUGGAUCGUUCGUGUCAGGUGGCCUAGUCUUUUCGAUCUGUCUAAUGAUAUUUAUUGCCUCCGUUUGCUUGGUCGCCUUUCAAAUGCUGAUAUAUGCCCAACGUCAAGUGGGUGGCUCGUACGAUGCUGUGGGUGAACGGCUUUAUGGUCCAUGGUUACAGCACAUUAUCAAGUUUUUCUUGUGUUUAUCACAAAUGGGUUUUGUGGCAUCGUAUUUGAUUUUCAUUUCUCAAAACAUUGCUCUUGCCGUUGAUCAUCUUUCCAACUGCACGUCAUCAAUCGAUUCCAAAUACUAUAUCUGGAUGGUCCUUGCCAUCAUUAUACCCAUUACUUGGGUGCGGAAGAUUGCACGACUUUCAUGGUUCGCUAUCAUUGCUGAUGUCUUCAUCUUAUUUGGCUUGAUUUGCGUGCUCUACUUUUCAGCCGCCCAAAUCGCACAGCAACAUGGCCCAGGGCCCAACUUGCAAAUGAUCAAUGGCCAAGACUUUGCUCUUAUGAUUGGCACAGCUGUAUUUUCCUUUGAAGGCAUUGGCAUGGUGAUACCCAUUGUUGAAGGCAUGAAGGAUCCUGACAAGUUUCCAAUGGUGAUGAAUUUGGGUCUCCCCAUUGUGGGUUGCAUUUUUGUCCUUAUUGGCGCUAUUGGGUAUUCCGCUUUUGGUGACAAUACGUAUGCGAGCGUGGUGGCCAACUUGCCCGCCGUACCCCUUUCCACUGCCGUUCAGCUCCUAUAUGCGUUGGCCAUGAUUCUCACUUCACCCUUCAUGUUAUACCCUGCAUUGACCAUUAUUGAACAAGGCCUUUACGGCAAACAUGGUCUUUUUGGAUACCACAGUGGACGUCUAUCACUGAAAUGGAAGUGGAUCAAAAACUUUACGCGCUCCAUGGUCGCUGUUGUAUGCGCUAUUGUAAGCUUUGGUGUUGGUCCAUCAGGGCUCGACAAGUUUGUGGCUCUUGUGGGGUCCGUUGCAUGCAUGCCGCUUUGUUUUAUUUUCCCUGGCAUGUUCCAUUACAAAGUAACAGAUAACAAAUGGAAGCGUAUUGGUGACGUUAUCAUGACAUUGUGGGGAUUUGGUAUUACCAUCUACACAAUGUAUGUAAAUAUCCACUCGUGGGUCUCCCCUUCAGUACCCAAUCGGCCCACACCCGAUACUUGCCCAGCAUAG